AUGCUCCGCAACUGCGCCGCGAGCCAUGCCGCCGCCGUGAUGUCGCAGCCGCCUCGCAGCUGGGGGCGGGCCUCGCCGCUGCCCUUCCGGCCCGGCUCGCCGCUGUACGCGCCAUCGCCGCCGCCCAUCGCGGCGCGCCGACCCGCCGCCUCGCCCUCCCCUGGGCCCGGGGGCCGCCGCCUCGGCUCGCCCUACCUGCCCUGCCCGCGCCCCCGUUGGGCCUCUCCGCCGCCCCCGGGCGUGCCCCUGCCCCCGGGCCCGCGCCCCUACCGCCUCCCGCCGCAGAGUGCCUCCCCGGGCCCGUGCUUCUCGCCGGACAUGUUCUUCUACCCGCCCUACGAGGCGCAGUACGUGGGCGUGCCGCUCGAGCCGCCCGGUCACGUGACGGACGACGAGGACCAAUCAGGCCUCUCCACCGCCGACAUCAUCGCCAGCCAGUCGCAGGACUACGUGGACGAGAAGCUGGCCGAGUACCAGGCCACCAUCCUGCAGCUGCAAGGUGAGCCUCGCCCCCCGCCAACUCUCGCCCGAGUAGGGAGAGAGAGGUGGUUCUGGAACACUCUGCGCUUCUUGCCUUUUAACCCACUUUUUUUACAUAGUAAUGUUAUAUUUUCUUCUAGCUUAAAUUUUGUACUCCUAAGUGGUUCAUAACCACCAUGCAAUGUCUACUUUUGUGUAGUUAGCAAUGAAAACUUUUGAAAGCUAUUCCGCGAAACUGUUGAAACGACAUUUCGGCCUAUAUCUGUGUGAACAUAUGAAAAUUUCAAAUUUUUAAAAAUCUUAUUUCAACAUUGGCACUUGAUAUUGGCCUUACAUAAUGUAACCAAUAAAUAAACAAAUUGUUACAAGUUAACACAAACGUGUGUGCAUGUACACACACACAUAUAUAAGCUGUUGCCAACUUAACUCGAUUAGAGCUAAGCAGUAAUUCUGGUAUAAUGUGUGCACUUACAUGCAAUACUAUUUCCAUUGAUUUUUUUAAGUGAUCAUACAAUAUAGAGUUAUUUUAUACAUUGUAGUACAUUUAUUUUAUUUAUAGUAGUACCUUUAGAAAUCUAGUGUAAGUGGUUUUUCUGUAGCUACACGCAAAUGUGAAACAUUACGUUCGCUUUAAAUGUUAUGGUAUUGGUCUCACGCACCAUGUCUAUUUUCUGAAAAACUUUUAUUUUUAGAUUUUCAUGAAGAAGGGUUUUUAAACUGAGUUCACAGAACUUUAAUGGCAUGCGAUACUGAGCUGUGAAAAUAAUCAAAAUAAACGUAACUUAAUUAUUUUAGCAUUUAAUUUGAACCCCUGGCUGACAUUGUAUGGCCUCACAUAAUUUGUAACAAAUAUUUUGUUAUAAUACAAAAAUUAAAAAAAAAA
Bacillus rossius redtenbacheri is the source of this 1363-nucleotide messenger RNA. RefSeq lists its product as uncharacterized. The transcript has 3 exons. NCBI's taxonomy places the organism in Eukaryota, Metazoa, Arthropoda, Insecta, Phasmatodea, Bacillidae. Bases 1 to 651 code for a protein of 216 amino acids. The record is from RefSeq and is a predicted model, not a curated record.